Molecule: messenger RNA, 1512 nt
Organism: Exophiala xenobiotica
Lineage: Eukaryota; Fungi; Ascomycota; Eurotiomycetes; Chaetothyriales; Herpotrichiellaceae
Exons: 1
Coding region: 118-1359 (413 amino acids)
Biological process (GO): secondary metabolite biosynthetic process
Molecular function (GO): FAD binding
Source: RefSeq, a predicted model, not a curated record
UUUUGAUAUUCCCGAACUUGCUCAUCGAUCAACAGGCCGAAGAAACUCAGACAUUUAACUCUAAUCGGAAGCACGUUACUCAAGCACCACAUCGACACUACACCCUCAACCAUCAAUAUGUCCGACGAAGUUGCGAUCAUUGGCGCUGGCCUUGCUGGGCUGACUCUUGCCCUAGCACUUCACCAACAAGGAAUCAAAUCCACCAUCUAUGAAUCUCGUCCCGCCCCUCUCAACAUCGGUGGUGCGGUCAUGUUAUCACCGAAUGCUCUGAAGGUGCUGGACGCCCUGGACUUGUACCAGGCCGUUCGAGCCAAGGGAUACAACUUCGACGAACUUGAGAUUCAGAAAGUCAGCGGCGAGCUGAUUGAGACCUACGAAUUUGGCAGUAAGGAAAAAUACGGAUACCCUGGAAACAGGAUCUACCGUUUCGAGCUCAUCGACAUCAUUAUGGAGGAGAUCAAGGCGAAGGGGAUUGCCGUCGUCUUUGGGCGCAAGUUCGCUCGUGUCGUCGAAGAGUCCGACGAACGGGUUGUCUGGGAGUCAAGCGAUGGCCAGCUUUCCACGGUGUCCUUCCUGGUCGGCGCUGACGGAAUCCACUCGACUGUGCGCAAGUACCUUCACCCUGAGAUUGUGCCAAAAUUCACGAACAUGACUGGCAUUACGGCGGCAGUGCCCACCGCUUCGGCCAGACACUUGGGACAACCCAUCACCAAACCCUUAACUAUUCUCUCCGAAAAGAAGGGUGCUUUUGUGGUCGCUCCACAGAAGGUCGAUGGCUCGGAAAUGCUCAUCGGCAAGCAAAGGCGGAUGGAAGAGCUGAGUCGAGAGGGCUGGGACCAGUUCUCCGCCGACAAAGAGUCCUUGAUCAAAUUCCUGCAAGAAGAUGCCGACGCAUUCGGUCAAGUGGCCAUCACUGCCACCAAGCACAUCAACCCGGACAAGAUCAAUGUUUGGCCGUUCUACGUGAUUCCGGAGCUCGACAAGUGGGCUUCUGCCAAGCGACGUGUGGUGAUUCUCGGCGACAGCGCACAUGCUAUCCCGCCUAGCGCCGGUCAAGGAAUCAAUCAAGCUUUUGAAGAUGUGUACAUGUUUGCUUUGGUGCUGGCGGCCAGCAGGGCCGGCAGGGUCGAUUUCCCAGACGCCUUGACCUUCUGGCAGGAUUAUCGACAAGGCCGAGUCAACAAGGUCCUGGAAUUGAACAAGCAAAUUGACCUGAGAAGACUCCCCAAGGACCAACUUGUGGGUGUGAUGGCGGAGGGCGUGGCUAGGCAGGAUUUUGACUUCACUUGGCUGUAUGCGCCGGAUUUCAAAGCAGAUAUUGAGAACUGGAUCAAGAGCGGCGGUGCUGCAAAAGCAUGAUCGUACCAGACUCGAUGCUGGGACAUACAAGAGGAAAUGAGCUACGCAUACGUGAAUCUUUGGUCGGAAAUUUCCGUGGUAGCCUCAUAGGAAGUGAUAGCUAAAGCACAGGUAGUACAUAAUCGUGACAAUCGAUCCUAAUGUGAAGCCGAA